UAAUUAUAUAUUCAAUACUCAAAAAGUUAUUUUUAAAUAUCGUACUCAAAUCAUGUCACAAAAGAAAUUAAUACUGCAUUUGAUACCUCGAAAAAAAAAAUAAUAAAAAUAAAAAUAAAAAUUUGAACUAAGUUUCCUUCCAUUUCAAGCUCAACGCACAGCACGGGCUACGCGGAGCCCCAUCACAAGACCCGCACUGCGUUCGGGUGUCCCGGUUCACCGGUCCCCCUCCUGAUCCACUUCCCAUUUUACCACAGUGCCAGGCAUUGUUCUAUUUGAAUUUUACCACUUAAAUUGAAACAAUUUGUGGCAGAAGUGUAAGCGAUAAUGGCGGACGGUGGUCAGGGUGGUGUUCCACAGCCGCUGCGCAAGUUAGCAACGGGGGCCGCUAUACUCCUUGGCGGAGUGUUCACUGUCUCUUCUCUCUCCUCCGCCACCAUUGGAACGCUUCGAGGUUUCGCCGAGGCUAAACGGAAAAAAUUUGCAUUGCCAUGUGGGAUUUGUAAGGGAAAAGGGUUUUAUAUGUGCAAACUAUGCAAAGGAAAAUCUACCAUACAGUGGUCACCAUUAUAUGAUCCUAUCGUUAUCAAUCCAUGUCUUUGCCCUACUUGUGAUGGAAAUAGGGUACAACGCUGUCUCAAUUGUUUGGGGAAGGGCUAUGAUUAGCAAGUGAGAGCUGCAAAAUAAUUUUGGAUUUGAUUUAACAUUUUGGUGUUCGAUAAAUGUCGCCUGAAAGCUGAAGGCCAACUCUAGCUGUCAAAAACUACAUUUUUUUCUCCCUUGAAAGGUGAAACAGACGACGAAGUUGCGGGACCGAAAACUAGAAGUGUACAAGUUGGAGUCACUGAAUAUUGAACUUGAGAAAACACAUGUAAUAAAUAUAGCAACAAGCUUGCAAUAAAAUCCCCUGCUACCUCUCUCAACUUUGCGGAAUACAUGAUAUAUGUAUUAUAUAACAUAGUUUGUGGUUGUGUUA
Cornus florida is the source of this 976-nucleotide messenger RNA. RefSeq lists its product as uncharacterized. Lineage: Eukaryota; Viridiplantae; Streptophyta; Magnoliopsida; Cornales; Cornaceae. The record is from RefSeq and is a predicted model, not a curated record. Bases 328 to 666 code for a protein of 112 amino acids. The transcript is spliced from 4 exons.